Pocillopora damicornis (cauliflower coral) is the source of this 1404-nucleotide messenger RNA. RefSeq names its product putative cytosolic Fe-S cluster assembly factor v1g210509. NCBI's taxonomy places the organism in Eukaryota, Metazoa, Cnidaria, Anthozoa, Scleractinia, Pocilloporidae. The record is from RefSeq and is a predicted model, not a curated record.
UACACUAUGUGACAAAAAGACAUGAAGUAUCAAUUUUAGAAAACAAAAUGGCGAUCGGUUUUAGCGGAGCUCUUCAAUUGACAGAUUUGGAUGAUUUCAUUACUCCAUCGCAAGAAUGUAUAAAGCCGGUAAAAGUAGAGAAAAAGCCGGGGCAUUUGGCAAAAAUCAAGAUUGAAGAUGAUGGAAGUUACAUUCAGCUUUCUGAGGGUGGAGAGAAAACCAAACUCCAACGAGCACAAAUAACACUAAAUGAUUGCCUGGCUUGUAGGAAGGUAAACCAGAUGGGCAAAAACUGAUAGUAGUCUCUGUAUCUCCUCAAUCACGUGCUUCUGUUGCAGCAAAGUUCCGAUUAAACAUUACCGAGACAGCUAAAAAACUAACAGCUUUUCUCAAAAAUCUUGGUGUUCAUCAUGUUUUUGACACUACUUUUUCAAGGGAUUUUAGUCUUACAGAGAGUCAACAAGAGUUUGUUCAGAGAUUAAAGGCACAGCAAUCUGGAGAGAAGGAGUCUCUACCCAUGUUGGCAUCAGCUUGCCCUGGCUGGGUGUGUUAUGCUGAGAAGACUCACGGUAGCUACAUUUUGCCCUUCAUCAGCACAACAAAAUCUCCGCAGCAGAUCAUGGGUUCUCUAAUCAAGGAUCACUAUGGAAAAUCAAUGGGGAAAAAACCAGAUGAUAUCUAUCAUGUGACCAUAAUGCCAUGUUAUGACAAAAAGCUUGAAGCUUCCAGAGAAGACUUUUAUAAUGAUAUAUAUAGAACAAGAGAUGUGGAUUGUGUUAUUUCAACAAUUGAACUGGAGAAAAUGUUUGAGGAAAAGAAUGUAAACUUUGCUGAGCUGGAGAAUGCAGAACUGGACUCGUUGUUUUCAAGCAUUGAUCAAGAAGAACUUGUAGGCCAUUCUGGAGGUGGCUCGGGUGGCUUUCUGGAGCACAUAUUUAUUUACGCUGCUAAGGAGUUGUAUGGCCAGACUGUUGAAAACAUAACCUACAAGACUCUAAGGAACAGGGACUUUAAGGAGGUAACCUUGCAGGUCGAUGGUAAAGAAGUCCUCAAAUUUGCAGCAGCUUACGGUUUUCGAAAUAUCCAGAAUCUUGUACAGAAAAUAAAGCGGGGAAAGUCUCCAUAUCAUUUUGUGGAAGUCAUGGCAUGCCCGGCGGGCUGUCUCAACGGAGGUGGCCAGAUAAGGCCAGGGGAUGGAGAAACGUCAAAAGAGCUAAUAAGUAGACUGGACGAACUCUACAAUUCAUUGAGAUCAAGAAAGCCGAGUAAAAAUCCAGCGGUAGAAGAUUUGUACAGAGAGUGGCUCGGUGGACAAUCUUCACAAAAGGUAAAAGAGAUGCUUCACACCAAUUAUCACGAGGUGGAAAAACUGAGCACAGCACUGAAUAUAAAGUGGUGAUGCAU